Messenger RNA from Purpureocillium lilacinum, 1080 nucleotides. RefSeq lists its product as uncharacterized. NCBI's taxonomy places the organism in Eukaryota, Fungi, Ascomycota, Sordariomycetes, Hypocreales, Ophiocordycipitaceae. The record is from RefSeq and is a predicted model, not a curated record.
AUGACGAUGAGUCCCCAGCUGCGACUUGGAUUGUGCCAGAUGCCGACGGAAAUCCGGCGAUGGAUAUACAGCUAUAUCGUCGCCGGCGAAAUGCACCUGUUCCUCCAAGACGGGAAGCUCAGUCUCUGCGAUUGCGUCACACGCAACCCGAGCUCCCAAGACGACGGGUACGAACGCCGAGCCACCGGCGUCCCCUCGCUGGAAGUCGUCUGGGCGCGGCGACUUGCAUCUUCGUGGGGGCCGCACUGGAACUGCGAGGCGCGCAAAGGCGGCGGCAUCGGCCACCUUUCGGGGCUGCUCUACGCGUCGAGACGACUGUACCGUGAUGUGGUCCAGUACUUGGCAGACACCGUCGUUUUCCACGUCGCUGACUUGAACACGCUCAACUGCCUAAGCCUAACCUCCAAGCAGGGCGACGGCUCGUGGGACGGCCUCAGCGAUUGCAUCGCCAAGGGCCUGCACGAGCUAUUCGUAACGUUGAGGCUUCCACUCGAGACGUGUCGGGCUCUGGAGCCCGAUGCAGGCUUCAACAACUCCACAGAGGAGGCGGGCCUUUGGAGGCGCGCAUGGCCGGCCGUGACAAGACUCCCGCGCCUGCGGAAACUCGACGUCGAACUCGACCACACAGACCCAUCGUCCUGGUCCGUCGUCAGCGAGCGCGCCAUCAUGGCGCCCAUCAAAUCCCUCGGCGAAGCUCUCCCGCACCUGACUCUCGUAGCUCAUCUGCCUCACCUCCACCCUUUGUACGAAAACGAUGAGAGACACUUUACGAGUCCAGGCCAGCACGAUGCGCCCAUGGCGAUAUGUCGCCGGGCGCGUCAAAAGUACCAUUGCGUGGAAGACGCCGAUGGGUCCUGCCGCGUGGUCCGGUCCCGGCACGACACGUUUCCCGUCUCCGUUGAGCUGUAUAUACUUGAGAAUAACCUGGUCGACUUUCCCCAGGGCGAAACGCUCCAGCAGAUUGAGGCUCGUGAGCGCGCAAGGUGGAAGGAAGGCAUCGACGUGCAGCAGGAGGUCGAGGAAAUCUUUUCGUGGCUCGAGGACAUGACUUCAGGACAAGAACAUCCGGGAAUCAUGUGA